This is a messenger RNA of Rhopilema esculentum, 2470 nucleotides long. The record is from RefSeq and is a predicted model, not a curated record. NCBI's taxonomy places the organism in Eukaryota, Metazoa, Cnidaria, Scyphozoa, Rhizostomeae, Rhizostomatidae.
UCUUCAAACUUUUUUUUAGAUUUUGGCCUGAAGAAGUGAGAAGCCGUGUCAAAUCCACAUAUCUUUAUUUUACUGGAAGUUUGGCCAUAACAGCUGUCUCUGCAUAUGGAAUAAGCCAAAGCAACGCAGUCUAUGCAAUGAUGAGGGCAAACAAAUGGCUGGUACUUGGAGGCAGUCUGGUUGCUAUGAUAGGAACAUCUAUUGCCUGUCAGUCAAUUCCGUAUGAACCUGGCUUUAACGCUAAACAUCUGAUGUGGAUAGGACACAGUGCGGUGAUUGGUGCUGUCAUUGCACCAAUGGUACUUCUUGGUGGUCCACUGGUUUUGCGCGCUGCAGCAUACACUGCAGGCACCGUCGCUGGACUCUCCCUCACUGCAGCCUGUGCUCCCGAUGGGAAAUUUCUGACAUGGGGUGGCCCAUUGGCCCUCGCAUUGGGAGGCAUUUGUGUUGCAUCAAUCGGUGGCAUGUUUCUUCCGGCGUCCUCAGCAGUUGGAGCCGGUAUCAAUUCUGUUGUAACGUAUGGUGGGCUGGUCAUUUUCGGAGGCUUCAUGCUGUAUGACACACAGAAGAUAAUAAAGACUGCUGAAGUCACGACGUACCAGCGAAGGCCGUAUGAUCCCAUUAAUGCGUGAGUAUCUGUAGCACAAAGUUUCUUUAUAAUUUUGAAUCCCGGUUCCUCCAACAUUCUCUUAGGCCAGUAGGAUUGCCCGUUCAAGUUUUCUAGCAGGGCAAAGCAGGGCAUGUUCACUUCGCUUGUAGCAAAGCAAAGGAUGCACUUUAAGAUCUGUGAACAUGGCUUGCUGUACGUGAAUUAAAAAUAAUGCGUUAUCCUUUGGUUUUUACUGUGACAUUUUAGUCAAAGAUAAUUAGUUUUAUAAUUAGCAAGCAAUUUACCAAGUGUUCUUGUUCAAGACCCAUUCCCCCAGUCUGUAGAUCUGGAUUGUAGUCUUGAAGACUGUGAUGCUUUGAUAGCUCUUGAAAUGCGCAUUCACAUAAAACCUCAUCAUCAUCAUCAUUAGCCUGUCACACCACUGCUGGCGGAUGGCCUCCACAUCUUUCUCCACUCAUCACGGUUUUGGGCACUCUGGGUCCACGUGCUGCCUGCCUUCUGCUCGAUCUCAUCUCUCCAUCUUUUCUUUGGUCUUCCCUUUCCUCUCUUCCUGUCCCACGGAGUCCAUUCUGUCGUUUUCUUAGCCCAUUCGUGGUUCUUCAUUCGUGCUACAUGUCCUGCCCACUUGCCUUUGGCUUCAAUCACUUUCUCGAUGACAUCCUUCACCCCUGUUCUUGAUCUUAAGUCUUCGUUCCUGAUCUUAUCUCUCCUCGUAACACCCAGCAUUGAUCGUUCCAUGCUCCUCUGGGUGACUGCCAGUUUCUCUCUUUGGCGGUUGGUAAGUGACCAUGUCUCAGCUCCAUACGUCAUUGAUGGCAGUAUGACAGUGUUCAUGAUCUUCCUUUUGAGACACAUGGGCAUUCUUUGAUCUCUCAGAAACGUGCUGUACUGUCCGAAUCUCUUCCAAGCAGAUGUUACUCUCUCGUCUAUUUCUUUCGCCAUCUCAUUUCCUGGUGUUAGCAGUCUUCCCAAGUACUUGUACUCAUCCACCUCCUCCAGUUGUUCUCCAUCCACAAUUAUUCCUUUCCUUCUUCUUUUCCUAGCUAUUUCAUUGCACAUGAUUUUCGUUUUCUUUCUGUUCAUUUUCAUGCCAUCUUUUCUCCCUUCCUUGUUCAGAUCGUUGAUCAGCUUGCUGAGAUCCUCUUCCUUUUCUGCAAAUAAGAUGAUAUCAUCUGCAAAUCUCAGGUUGUUCAAUCUCUCUCCGUUGAUGUUAAUUCCCACUUCAACUUCCAUUCUCCUGAAUAUUUCUUCCAACGCUGCUGUGAACAUCACUGGUGACAAGGUGUCUCCUUGCCGCACUCCCUUCAUGAUCUUAAUCUUUCGGCUAAGUGAUUCGUUCCGAACCUGAGCAGUGCCUCCAUCAUAUGUCUCUUUCAGGAUGUUGAUGUACUUCUCCUCUACGCUGUGUUGUUUUAGCGCUUCAAAAACAGCCUUGUGCAGUACAGAAUCAAAGGCUUUUUCGUAGUCUACAAACGCCAUAUGAAUGGGUAUUUUAUACUCAUUGGUUUUCUCGAGUAUUUGCACUACUGACUGCAGAUGGUCGAUGGUUGAAUGACCUCUUUUGUAGGCAGCUUGUUCUGGCGGCUGGUGGUCACUCAGAUUGUUAUUCAACCUGUUCUUCAAGAUCUUCAUGAAGAGUUUGUAGACUUGGGAGAGUAAACUGAUUGGUCUAUAAUUAGCAAGGUCUUUCUUGUCUCCCUUCUUAAAUAUGAGUGCUAUAAUGGCAUUUUUCCACUCGUUGGGUAUCUUUUCUUCAGUCAUCACUCUAUUGAAGAGUGUUCUCAGCUUUGAUCUCACAACUUCACCUCCGGCUUUGAGCAUUUCAAUCACAAUCUGAUCUUCUCCAGGUGCUUUGUUAUU